GAAGCGAGCCGGAGCACGGAGCGGACCGAGCGGGAUAUUCUCAGGGUAUCAAGGUGAACGAAAGAGCUAUCGUGAAAUGAAAAACUGAAGAACCGCCUGCGGAUUUUAGAGAAGAAGAUUUGAGGGGAAAACAUAUUCGGAGAUAUUUCGCUUCAGACACAGAGAGAAGACAGACAGCUCACCGGCCAUGCAGCACUAUGGGGUGAACGGCUACUCGCUCCACGCUAUGAAUUCACUGAGCGCCAUGUACAACCUUCACCAGCAGGCGGCGCAACAAGCCCAGCACACCCCCGACUACAGGCCCUCAGUGCAUGCCCUCACUCUUGCAGAGAGACUAGCUGGCUGCACAUUUCAAGACAUUAUCCUUGAGGCCCGGUAUGGCUCCCAGCACCGAAAGCAGCGGCGCAGUCGGACAGCCUUCACCGCCCAGCAGCUGGAGGCCCUGGAGAAAACUUUCCAGAAGACCCACUACCCUGAUGUGGUGAUGCGAGAGCGUCUGGCCAUGUGCACCAACCUGCCCGAGGCACGCGUUCAGGUGUGGUUCAAGAACCGCCGGGCCAAGUUCCGUAAGAAGCAGCGCAGCCUGCAGAAGGAGCAGCUCCAGAAACAGAAGGAGGCGUCCGGAGCUGCAGAGGGCUCUACGGAGGACUCCAAGACUGACCUCAACACUACCACCACCAACACCACCACCGAUGCUGCCACCACCACCACCACCCUGGUUCCCGAGGCCCGCACUCCUCCCCCUCCCUCCUCCUCUUCAUCCUGUCACUCAGAGACAGAGAGGCAGGCAGCCGCACGGCACCAGCCCGGGGAGAUGAGCGUGGAAGUCAACGUCACCUCCCCCGAGCCGUCGGACAGCGAGUCAGCAGCAGAGGAUAAUGCUGACAGAGAGGAGGACGAAAUGAGAGGGGAGACCGGGUUGAAGAUCAGGGAGGAGACGCAUGGGGAGGGGGGCGCGCAGCCGGGGAGCAGCUCCCCAUCCUACAAACAGCUGAGCCCCACAUUAGACUCCCCCCUGUGCUCCCCCACCAUGCCGUCCUCCAGCAGCGUGACCGGCGGUUUGGCGCAGGGCAACUCCUACGCUUCGUCUCCUCUCAGCCUCUUCCGGCUGCAGGAGCAGUUUCGCCAGCACAUGGUGGCCACCAACAACAUGGUGCACUACCCGUCCUUCGAAAUGAGCCCGCCGCCCUCUCUGCCCUACCUGGGCAUGAACGUCAACAUGCCGCCCCCGCUGAGCUCGAUGCCCUGCCAGUCCUACUACCAGACCAUGUCGCAGGCCCAGCAGGUAUGGAACAGCCCGCUGCUGCAGGCGCCACCAGGCAGCCUCCCUGGAAGCCUCAACAGCAAGACCACCAGCAUAGAGAACCUCCGUAUGAGGGCCAAGCAGCAUGCAGCCUCGCUGGGAUUGGACACGCUCCCCAACUGAAGCUCGGGCUGCUCAGUCGAAGUGUUCGCCCUCCAGUCAGGGCCGUACCUAUGAAUUAUGGGCCUUGUCCAGUGGAGGUGACUCUGGGCCCCUCUUCACUUUCCUCUUGACCCCUCAUCACUGUCAGCGACUGUGUGUAUCCAUCCAAAACGCAGACACAUCUCCAAAAAUUCUUUCUAAAAAUCUCAGAUUCAAACUUAAGCUACUGGCUGCUACCCAAUUGGCUAACAUAACAAUAAUUCACAAGUCCUCUGAUCAAAAUCUGUCCAAAGUUAAAAUUUGUGCUUGUGUCAUGUUAUUUUACUGAAACCCAAUUUCAAAAACAGAGAAAAACGUUUUUUUAGAGCAGGCACUUUAGGCGCCCUCCCUCAGUUUGGAGCUCAGGGUUGUCAACGCACCUAUUCCCCUUCACCUCAUCGUCACCAUGUGGGCAUGCAGCUCACUGCUGGGAGCACAACAGGACAUGAAGAACAGCUCUGUCCUCAAUGAACUUGAUGUAAAAAAAAACUAAAAAAAAAACUGGACUGCAGCUGUGACUGAACAGUACUUUUUGCCUGUGGAUCUUUGCUUGUAUUCGAUUCCUCCUGUUCACCAACACAAGCCAACUCUACUAAUGCUAGCUGCUCACUAUGAUUUCAGCCUCCUCUGUGAAGUCACGGAAGACAGUUUUGAAACUACAGAGCUGAUUCCAGGACAGAUAUUUAAAUGUUCUAUAAUUCAACCCCUGAAUGUGAACUAUGCAUGCGUGCACCCCUCUGAAGCAUGGCUUACAGCCGCAAAACCCAGAAUGAAGCCGCAUCUGAUCUGUUAUCAGAAGUAAAGCUCAGAUCAUAAUCCCCCAACAAGUGUAUUUCUUUGUAGAUGACAAAUGACUCCUUGUUUGAAGUUACAGCACUCAGCAGAAUCCAUUGAGCGUUGUAAAUAUCCUUCAGUGUUCGCCUGCAUCUGCCUGGCUGAAGAGUAACUCCAUGUCUUCUUUUGUGUGAAGGAUUUGAGAGGAAACGUUUGGUGUGUUUUUACAAUUGUGGCUUUAAGCAAAGGACCUACAGCAACAGUGAAAUAAGGGAGAAUCUGCGGAGGAGGCACAGCGACAAAUAUAUAUAUGAGC
This is a messenger RNA of Anarrhichthys ocellatus (wolf-eel), 2534 nucleotides long. Its product is annotated as diencephalon/mesencephalon homeobox protein 1-A-like. Gene Ontology annotation, molecular function: DNA-binding transcription factor activity, RNA polymerase II-specific; RNA polymerase II transcription regulatory region sequence-specific DNA binding. The transcript is spliced from 5 exons. The coding region runs from base 188 to 1426 and encodes 412 amino acids. The record is from RefSeq and is a predicted model, not a curated record. Gene Ontology annotation, biological process: regulation of transcription by RNA polymerase II. Lineage: Eukaryota; Metazoa; Chordata; Actinopteri; Perciformes; Anarhichadidae.